GAAGGCUUUAAUUGUUAUGUAAUGUUAGAGGUCUUAUCGGAUAUACGCGGCAGUAGAUACAUUCUGAUAAGGCGAUAAGUGAAAGUUUGUGUUGGCAAUACAUUUGGUUUGUUUACAUGACCUCAGAUGUGUCAGGAGGACCACAAAAACAACAACAACAGCCCCAGCAAUGCGUGGAAGAGGCCUAAGGAAGAGUAGAUAGAGAUGUCUGGGGUGCUGGAGAAGACCCUGAGUGGCUUGGUGCACAGUGUGUUUGGGGCGAGCAGCAGCAGUGGCAGCAUAACUAAGCAUGGCGCCGUUGGUUUGCUUGGCCUCAAGAAUGUAUCCCUUGGCCUCAUCACCUUUGUUGAGAAGCUUCAGGCUGCUCAAAGGAUAUCUAAGCAGGAAGAAGAGCAUUGUGUGGAACAUGAGAGCCGCGAGUGGGUCAAGCUCGUCUCCUCCCCUGGAGUGAGUGGCGCAGUAGUGGCGGAUGUGUUGUGUCGAGCCCUUGUGGUGGCAGCACGUGGCUACUCCCUCCCCAGCCUGCACAUCCAUGCUAUCAAGCUAACUCAAAGCACAAACAUCCUAUAUAAAAAGAUUGGGUACCUGUUCGUGAGUCAGUCCCUGGGACCUGGGUCAGAGCUCACUUUGCUUCUAGUCAACACAAUUCAGCGUGAUUUAGCAUCCCCUAAUGCACUCCACGUGGCAGCAUCCCUUGCUUCCCUGCCCACCGUGCUCACACCAGACCUCACCCCAAUAGUCAUCCUCGCCCUCACACACUGCCUCGCACACCAACAGGUGUACAUAAGGCGGCGUGCGGCAGCUAUGGUGGGCGUGGUAGCAGUCAGGUGUGGCCAGGAGCUCCAGGAGACAGCAGGUGACCAGGUGCCUCACCUCCUCCACCUCCUCACUGACCAGGACCCAGCGGUGGCCCUUGCUGCUGUGUCUGCGUUGGCCAAGGUGUACAAGGUGUGCAGUCAGAAAGCAUCUCUGCGUGACCAGCUGGGCCGCAGUGCUUCCCACCUCCUAACGCAGGCUCUCAAUGGUACCCUUCCCAAGGACUACCAAGUGAAUGCCCUGCCUGCCCCCUUUGUGCAGAUCCAGAUGCUCAGGGUUUUGCAGCAGCUUUCAUCAAAAGAAUGGCAGGUGCCUGAGGAGGUGAUGGAAGCAGUGAAUGAGGUGCUGAGCCAACCCUGGGGAGGCAAGGAGAUGGCCUUGUAUGCUGUGUUGUUGGAGUCUGUGUUCACAGCUACAGCGCUACCCUACCGUGGUGAACAACUCACCAUCAGCAUACUGAAGGUGGUGCUGGGCUUCCUGAAAAGUUCAAAUGUGGACCUCAAAUACGUUGGGUUGAAGGCUCUGGCCAGCGUGUUUUCGGUGCUGGAGGAAACCCUCACACCGGGCCACCUGGAGGCUGUGCUGGAUUGUCUCUACCACUCAGACCAAAACCUGCAGGCCAAGACACUUAAACUCCUCUGUUCCAUGGCUAAUAUAUAUAAUUACCAGGCUGUUUGCACUACCCUCCUGGAGUUUUCUGGACGCAUCAAGGACGAGGCCACACAGAGGGUCAUUGUGCAGGAGUUGGCAACCAUCCUGGGCCAGCACUGCCAGGAUGUAGCAUGGUGUGUGGAGGUGGUGUCUCCUGUCAUGCUCACCAACCCCAACCCAGACAAGAGGAUCAUUAAAGCACUCAUUCAAGUCAUAGAAAGAGGAUUUCAGAAUGAGCAGAGAGUCCAAGCAUCAAUAGAGUCAUCUCAGGAGCUGCUGUUGAAGCUGCUCAGUUAUAACUCUCUCCCAGAGGCCUUUAUUCUGUUGGUUGCAUCAGUUCUCAACCUGCACUAUGCCCGAGAUCCAAGACAGGUCUCCAAGUACUUCACGGACACAUUUUUGGAGAGGCUCAAGGAUUUUAGUCUUGGGGAGAGUGACAUGGCAGUCUUCCAGUGCCUUAAAAACAUCGGACUCAAUGACGAGAGUGAACGCCCUGAGAUCCUGUCCUUCCUGAGGCCGUACACAGCCAAUGGAAGCUGUGAUGCCGCACUCUUGCAAAGGGCAAGUGAGAUUUGCCGCUGGCUGACCAACCCUAAACUGAGUCUGCGAGUUCUUCAGAGGCAAGAGAACAUCCUCAACCAAAGGGUGCCCGUGGACCUGACCCUCAGCUUCCUAGAUGGGUAUGUGGUGGAGAGUCUGGAGCACGGUGCCACCCCUUUCAAGCCCUUCACCAGUGAGGCCCCAGGGCCCACCAGUCCACAUGAGGCACCCGACACCCACUGGGGCAGCAGCACCACCACUGGCUCUGAUGAUGGCCGCUCCUCCACCAACACCAGCCUCACGUUCACUAGUCAUGGCAGCACUCUACUGAACAGAGGCAGCAGCAGUAUGGUGGUGCCCAGCCGCCGGGUGUGGAGCACAACUGGCCGUAUCCGCCAAGGGUCAGAGGGCGAGGACUUGAACCGGACCCGUAGUGACCCGAUGUCCCCCCCAGAGGGCUUGCUGACUACUCUCCUGAGGGCCGGGGAGGAUGAGGAUGAAGACGAGGUAACAGAGGGAAGUGUUGAGAUGGCCGAUGAAGCUCAAGAGGACCGGUGCGAGACAGAACAAGACAAGACACCUGACCCUCGAUCCCAACUGACUCAGGCACUGCUGGCUGGCCUAGGCAUGGCGAGGAUAAAGUAGUGACCCUUUGUGUGUAUGUGUGUAUGUAUGUGUGUUGUGUGUGUGUGUGCUGCUUGCUCCAUGUGAUGUCAUUUAAUGGUCCUAGAUUUUACUUGUGUGUGGUUUUCUUGUGAUAACUGUUGCCAGUAUACAUUGUAAAGCUCCCUUUUGUACUAUAUGAGACUUAUCUGCUUGAUACUUAUUAUUUUAUCAAGUUUACAUAUUUUCACAUAAAUAAGAUUGGGAAUUUUCUUUGUGUACUGUUAUUUUCAUUAAAUUUUUAAUAUAUUUAA
Messenger RNA from Eriocheir sinensis (Chinese mitten crab), 2924 nucleotides. RefSeq names its product AP-4 complex subunit epsilon-1-like. Bases 205 to 2652 code for a protein of 815 amino acids. NCBI's taxonomy places the organism in Eukaryota, Metazoa, Arthropoda, Malacostraca, Decapoda, Varunidae. Gene Ontology annotation, biological process: intracellular protein transport; receptor-mediated endocytosis. The record is from RefSeq and is a predicted model, not a curated record. Gene Ontology annotation, cellular component: AP-4 adaptor complex; membrane coat. Gene Ontology annotation, molecular function: cargo adaptor activity. The transcript has 11 exons.